This is a messenger RNA of Malus domestica (apple), 1125 nucleotides long. RefSeq names its product exosome complex component RRP4 homolog. NCBI's taxonomy places the organism in Eukaryota, Viridiplantae, Streptophyta, Magnoliopsida, Rosales, Rosaceae. Gene Ontology annotation, biological process: exonucleolytic trimming to generate mature 3'-end of 5.8S rRNA from tricistronic rRNA transcript (SSU-rRNA, 5.8S rRNA, LSU-rRNA); CUT catabolic process; poly(A)-dependent snoRNA 3'-end processing. The record is from RefSeq and is a predicted model, not a curated record. Gene Ontology annotation, molecular function: RNA binding. Gene Ontology annotation, cellular component: cytoplasmic exosome (RNase complex); nuclear exosome (RNase complex).
UCUGGGAACUCAGGCUAGGGUUCAGGGUUUUUCUCCUCUCUCUCUCUCUCUCUCUCUCUUCCACAGCGAGAAAGAUGAAAGAUUUACAGCUUUCGCUGAACCAAACCCAGAAGGUUCGGCUACAGAGAGCUCUCGAAAGGCUCGAGUCUUUGUCUUCAAAGGCCAAUUCCAACGCCUCCGUCACCGUCGCGGACUCCAUCCCCGUUAACUACGAAGACGGCCUUCUCAAGGGACAUGGGACCUCUGAGGUCAAUGGGGAAGUUGUUGCGACGGUUUGCGGCGUCGUCGAGAGAGUCAAUAAGCUGGUUUAUGUGCGUUCUUUAAGGGCCAGGUACAAACCAGAGGUUGGAGAUAUCAUAGUGGGGCGUGUAAUUGAGGUUGCUCCGAAACGUUGGAGAGUGGAGAUAAACUAUAGCCAUGAUGCAGUGUUGAUGCUUUCUUCAAUGAACUUACCCGACGGCAUCCAGAGGCGCCGAACUGCUCUGGAUGAACUCAACAUGCGCAGCAUUUUUGAAGAGAAUGAUGUCAUUUGUGCCGAAGUUCGUGGUUUUCAACAUGAUGGUUUACAUCUCCAAGCAAGAAGUCAGAAGUAUGGAAAGCUUGGAAGGGGUCAGUUGCUCACAGUUCCUUCUUAUCUAGUGAAACGACGAAAGCAGCACUUCCAUCAUUUAGAAAACUACGGCAUUGACCUGAUACUAGGCUGUAAUGGUUUCGUCUGGGUUGGUAAACACGUUGAAGUUACCGAUGAUAUGGUGGCGGAUCCGAAGUCAGGACAAGAUGGUUUCAAAGCCGAUAAAAAUUCCUUUAGUGCCGAAGAUCAGGAGAAAAACUACACUCUCCAACAGACAAGAGAGAACAUAUGCAGGACCGCAAAUGCUGUCCGCGUAUUGUGUGCUUUAGGCUUCAAUAUUACAGUAGAAGUGAUCAUGGAGACGGUUGAUUUGAGCAGUUGUAUAAAUGUUGCUAUACAUGAAAUGUUUGGUGCAGAGUUUUGUGUUCUGGUUGCAGAGAAGGAGGCUGUACGCCGAAGCAUGACUAAAAAGAAGUGACGAUUUGUUGUCUAACGAAUGUAAUCUGUAUCGUUUGAAAUCUCAACGUGUGUAUCACAAUUUUCAUCAGUCUUUC